Molecule: messenger RNA, 8881 nt
Organism: Pygocentrus nattereri (red-bellied piranha)
Lineage: Eukaryota; Metazoa; Chordata; Actinopteri; Characiformes; Serrasalmidae
Gene: itpr3
Product: inositol 1,4,5-trisphosphate receptor, type 3
Exons: 58
Coding region: 110-8113 (2667 amino acids)
Biological process (GO): calcium ion transmembrane transport
Cellular component (GO): membrane; endoplasmic reticulum
Molecular function (GO): inositol 1,4,5-trisphosphate-gated calcium channel activity; inositol 1,4,5 trisphosphate binding
Source: RefSeq, a predicted model, not a curated record
ACAAACGGCUGAGGAGAAUCUUCAGAAGAAGGACUCGAGGCGGGCAUCAGGACAUACAUGCACGGGUCAUCGCUUUCAUGACUGCUGUGUUCGCUUAAUCCUAAAGAAAAUGUCGGAUUCAAUGUCGAGUUUUCUGCACAUAGGGGACAUCGUGUCCCUCUAUGCUGAAGGGACUGUGAAUGGCUUUAUAAGUACUCUGGGGUUGGUAGAUGACCGCUGUGUAGUGGAACCAGCAGCUGGAGACCUGGACAACCCUCCCAAGAAGUUCAGGGACUGUCUCUUCAAGGUCUGUCCUAUGAACCGGUAUUCUGCUCAGAAGCAGUUCUGGAAAGCCAAGCAGGCCAAACAUGAGAAAGACAAGAUUGCAGAUGUGGUACUUCUUCAGAAACUGCAGCAUGCAUCCAACUUGGAACAGAAGCAGAAUGAGACAGAGAACAGGAAGGUUCAUGGUGACGUAGUUAAGUACGGCAGCGUCGUUCAGCUCCUGCACAUGAAGAGCAAUAAGUAUUUGACAGUAAAUAAGCGCUUGCCGGCCCUGCUAGAGAAGAACGCUAUGCGUGUCACUCUGGAUGCUACAGGCAACGAGGGCUCCUGGCUGUUCAUCCAGCCGUUCUGGAAGCUCAGGACAAAUGGAGACAAUGUGGUGGUUGGUGACAAAGUCAUUCUGAAUCCAGUCAAUGCAGGACAGCCUCUGCAUGCCAGCAACUAUGAGCUCGCUGACCAUUCUGGCUGCAAAGAGGUCAAUUCUGUGAAUGGCAACACUUGCUGGAAGAUCAACCUGUUUAUGAUGUUCAGUGACCACAAAGAUGAAGUUCUUAAAGGAGGUGAUGUAGUUCGACUCUUCCACGCAGAGCAAGAGAAGUUUUUAACCUGUGAUGAGUACAAAUCCAAGUUGCAUGUUUUCCUGCGUACAACGCUGCGCCAGUCUGCUACCUCAGCUACCAGCUCUAAUGCUUUAUGGGAAGUGGAGGUGGUGCAUCAUGAUCCCUGUAGAGGAGGAGCAGGCCAUUGGAACAGUCUCUACCGCUUUAAACAUCUGGCAACAGGCAACUACCUUGCAGCAGAGGAGAACCCUGGCUACAAAGGGGACAGCAGUGAAGUGCAACAAGUGACAGACACCGAGAGUAAAAGGAGCAAUAAGAGGAGCAUGGGUGAGAGGAUUAAAUAUAAGCUGGUUGCGGUGCUUCAGGGUAAUGACAUUGCCUCCCUUUUUGAGCUGGAUCCCACUACACUGCAGAAGACAGACUCAUUCGUACCAAGAAACUCUUAUGUGCGAUUACGUCACCUGUGCACAAACACAUGGAUCCAGAGCACCAAUGUGCCCAUUGACAUCGAUGAAGAGAGGCCUAUUCGUUUAAUGCUGGGUACUUGCCCCACAAAAGAGGAUAAAGAGGCUUUUGCCAUCGUCUCUGUGCCUGUCAUGGAGAUUCGAGAUUUGGACUUCGCUAAUGAUGCCAGUCUCAUGUUAUGCAACAUGGUGGAAAAGUUCAAUUCUGGUUUCAUCAGUCAGAACGACAGGAGGUUUGCCAUUAAGCUGCUGGAGGACCUGGUGUUCUUUGUGGUGGACCAGGUGAACAGUGGGCAACCUGUGCUGGAUGUGGUGAAUAGCAAACCUAACCGUGAGAGACAGAAACUGAUGCGGGAGCAGAACAUUCUCAAACAGAUAUUUGGAAUCAUAAAGGCUCCUUUUAAAGACAAAGGAGGGGAAGGCCCUCUGCUGAGGCUGGAGGAACUGUCUGAUCAGAAGAAUGCUCCCUAUCAGUACAUGCUCCGACUGUGCUAUAGAAUCCUCCGCCACUCUCAGGAGGACUACCGCAAGAACCAGGAGUACAUAGCCAAGCAAUUUGGUGUGAUGCAGUCUCAGAUUGGCUAUGACAUUCUGGCUGAGGAUACAAUCACAGCUCUGCUGCACAACAACCGCAAACUGCUGGAGAAGCACAUUACCAAGACUGAAGUGGAGACGUUUGUCAACCUGGUGCGCAGAAACAGGGAGCCUAGGUUUUUGGACUACUUGUCAGACUUGUGUGUAUCGAAUAACGUAGCCAUACCAGUGACACAGGAGCUGAUCUGUAAGUGUAUGCUGGACCCCAAAAACCAGGAUAUUCUAAUCAAAACAGAGCGACGAACCCCUAAGGAGAAUCAUCACCAUGCUGAGUAUAUUGAAGAUUAUGGAGACGAGGAUGAGGUUUGGUUGAUAUGGAUGGAUAAAGCUAAUGAGACUCAGGAGAAAAGCAUACGGGCACUUGCCCAAGAAGCCAGACAAGGAAAUGCUCACGAUGAGAAUGUAUUAACAUACUACAGGUACCAACUAAAGCUUUAUGCACGUAUGUGCUUGGACCGCCAGUAUCUGGCUAUAGAUGAAAUCUCUAAGCAACUGGAUGUGGAGCUGAUUUCCCUAUGUAUGAUGGAUGAGGUUCUUCCAUACGACCUGCGGGCCUCUUUCUGUAGGCUCAUGCUACAUGCUCAUGUGGACCGCGACCCUCAGGAACUCGUGACACCUGUAAAAUUUGCUCGGCUCUGGACUGAGAUCCCCACGUCCAUCACCAUCAAAGAUUAUGAUUCUCAUAUGGACUACUCGAGGGACAACAAGAAGAACAAGUUUGCCAACACAAUGGCUUUCAUGGAGGAUUACCUCAACCUUGUUCUUCAUGAUGAUCUACCAUUUGCUGACGAGGAGAAAAAUAAACUGACAUACGAGGUGGUGAGCCUGGCCAGGCAUCUAAUAUACUUUGGCUUCUACAGCUUCUUUGAGCUGUUGAGACUCACACGCACUCUUCUUGGUAUCAUUGACUGCAUUCCCAAUCCUGCUUUGGUUGCACCUAUGAUCCAUGAUGAUGGCAGCAGCAAGAACAUACGGCGUUCCAUUCAUGGAGUGGGCCAGAUGAUGUCCACCAUGGUGCUGAGCAGAAAGCAGUCCAUAAUCUCUGGUCCUUGUCGCCCCAUCAUUGGUUUGGAUGGGCAGACUCGCACCAAGGACAGUAUUGACAACCAUGAUAUUACAGUCAUGGACACCAAACUGAAGAUCCUAGAGAUUUUACAGUUCAUCCUGAAUGUGCGGCUGGACUAUCGGCUUUCAUUCUUGCUGUCUGUCUUUAAGAAAGAGUUUGUGGAGGUGUAUCCAAUGGCAGAUGCAGAUGCUGUGUCAGCAAUGGAAACUGCAGCAUCCAUCAACUUACAAUACAUAGGAGAGCAGGCAGAGGCUAUGUUUGGAGUUGGGAAGGGCAACAGUAUUUUAGAAGUGGAUGAUGAAGGUGGGCGAAUGUUUCUACGUGUGCUUAUCCAUCUCAUCAUGCAUGACUAUCCUCCACUGGUCUCAGGGGCACUGCAGCUCCUCUUCAAACACUUCAGCCAGAGACAGGAGGUCCUACACACCUUCAAACAGGUCCAGCUCCUAAUUUCUGAGCAGGAUGUGGACAACUAUAAGCUCAUAAAGAGUGACCUGGAUCACCUGCGCAUGAUGGUGGAGAAGUCUGAGCUCUGGGUAGAUAAGAAAAGCAGCUCAGGAGGAGAAGGAAAAAAAGAUAAGGGAGAGGCUGCUGCUAAUGAGCUUCCAGUCUCCCAGAAGGAAAAGCGUGAGAAGAGCAAUGAAAACUACCAAAAAGUCAAAGAGAUUUUGGAGCGUUUGAAUAGGAUGUGCAGCUCUGGGGUGUUUAAGAAGCAGCAGAGGCUUCUGAAGAACAUGGGUGCCCAUAAAGUCAUGCUGGACCUGCUGCAAGUUUCGUAUGAUCGGAAUGACAAGAAAAUGCUGGAGAUCAUUAAGUUCACCCACCUUUUUCUACAGAAGUUCUGCAAUAAGAAUCCAGAAAACCAGGCUCUCCUCCACAAGCACCUAAACCUCUUCCUUACCCCUGGAAUCCUAGAGGCAGAAACAGUGCAGCAGAUUUUCAAUAACAACUACCUGCUAUGUACUGAGAUCAGCGAGACGGUGCUCCAGCACUUCAUCCACUGCCUGGCUACUCAUGGCCGGCAUGUGCAGUACCUUAACUUCUUGUACACCAUCAUUAAGGCUGAGGGGAAGUAUGUGAAGAAAUGCCAGGAUAUGAUCAUGACUGAGUUAACAAAUGCAGGAGAUGAUGUGUUGGUCUUCUACAAUGAUAAAGCGUCCUUUGCCGCAAUGCUGGAGCUGAUGGCCGAAUCUAGAGAAGGCGUGCAGGAGAGCAGUCCGCUUCGCUACCACAUUUCCCUGGUGGAGCUUCUGGCUGCAUGUGCUGAGGGCAAAAACGUCUACACUGAGAUCAAAUGCACCUCACUGCUGCCCUUAGAGGAUGUGGUUAGAGUCGUGACCCAUGAGGACUGCAUCACAGAGGUGAAAACUGCCUAUGUGAACUUUGUGAACCACUGCUAUGUGGACACAGAGGUGGAGAUGAAGGAGAUCUAUACCAGCAACCACAUAUGGAACCUGUUUGAGAACUUCAUUGUAGACAUGGCCAGGGUGUGCAGCAACCGUGAGAAACGUGUGCAAGACCCUGUGCUGGAGAAGUAUGUCCUCAAUGUGGUCUUAGACACAAUAAAUGCUUUUUUCAGUUCACCUUUCUCUGAAAACAGUACUUCACUUCAGUCUCAUCACACCAUAGUGACUCGGUUGCUGCAGUCAAGCAUGCGUCUGCUGGACUGUACCUGGCUUCAGCAGCAGCAGAAGGGACUAGUAGAGAGCUGCAUACGGACUCUAGCCAUGACUGCUAAGAGUCGUUCUAUCUCCCUACCCAUGGAGCUGGAAGCACACAUCAACAUGAUGCUGAACAGUAGUGCAGUCAACUCUGUCAGUCGCCCAAAACCUGGUUACAAGAACGCCACACUCACUGCUCGACCUGCUAGCUCUAGCAGCCCCUGGGACUAUAAGAACAUCAUUGAAAAACUACAGGACAUCAUUAACACUCUGGAAGAACGACUGAAGCCAUUGGUUAAUGCGGAGUUGUCAGUAUUGGUUGAUGUUCUCCAUCAGCCUGAGCUGCUGUUUCUAGAGGGCACUGAUGCUCGCAUGCGUUGUGAGUCUGGAGGCUUCAUUUCCAAACUGAUUCAACACACCAAGGCUCUGAUGAACUCUGAGGAGAAGCUGUGCAUCAAGGUCCUCAGAACUCUGCAGGAGAUGCUGAUUCGCACUCUGGAUUUCGAUGAGAGGGGGAUUGCCUUGAGAAAGGUAUUGCUGCAGAACUACCUAUUUAACAACAAAAAGGCCUUGAAAAGUGAUCUAGCUGAACUCGGAGCAGGAGGUGGAGAGGCAGAGAGAGACUGGGUUGCUGUGGCUGCAGUGCAGUGUCGUCUGGACAGAGAGGGAGGCACAAAGCUGUUCACAGACCUCAUCAUGAGCACUAAAAAUGAUAAAAUCUUCCAAGAGAGUAUCCAGCUAGCCAUCUGUCUGCUAGAAGGCGGCAACACAGAGAUACAGAACUCAUUCUACAAACUGAUGAUGGGUGACAACAAGUCUGAGAAGUUCUUUAAAGUCUUGAAUGAUCGCAUAAAAAAUGCUCAAAUGGACAUCAAAGCCACCAUUUCAGUUAAUGUGGGUGAAAUGAGCAACAAGGCCAAAGAUGAAAAAGAUCUGGAUCCAGCAGCAUCCCAGUCAUUGGCAUUUCAUCCAGGCACAGUGGCUCAGUUUGGACAUCACCCCCCCAUUACCCAAUCCCACAACCUGGCUCCAGCUCACCAAACAGAGCAACAGGAGGUAGAGACAGAGAUGGGCCCCUCAGUGGUCAUCAUGAAGCCCAUUCUGCGCUUCCUCCAGCUGCUCUGUGAGAACCACAACCAGGAUCUGCAGAACUUCCUUCGCUGUCAGAAUAACAAAACAAACUAUAACCUGGUCUGUGAGACACUACAGUUCCUGGACAUCAUGUGUGGCAGCACCACAGGAGGCCUGGGCCUGCUGGGCCUCUACAUUAAUGAACACAAUGUGGGUCUGAUCACCCAAACCCUGGAAACGCUCACAGAGUACUGCCAGGGACCAUGCCAGGAGAACCAGACGUGCAUUGUCACUCAUGAGUGUAAUGGCAUUGACAUCAUCACUGCGCUGAUUCUGAAUGACAUCAGCCCUCUGUGCCGCUACCGUAUGGAGAUGGUGCUGCAGCUGAAGGACAAUGCCUCCAAGCUCUUACUUGCCUUGAUGGAGAGCCGCCACGACAGCGAGAAUGCAGAGAGGAUUCUGUUUAAUCUUCGACCCCGAGAACUGGUUGAAGUUAUAAAGAAGGCUUACCUGCAGGAGAGUGAGCAUGAGGGGGAAGAGGUGUCACCCAGAGAGGUUGGACACAACAUCUACAUCCUGGCUCUACAGCUGGCACGGCACAAUAAGAUUCUCAGUCACCUGCUAAAACCACCAAAAAGAACUAAGGAAGAAGGACAAGAGGGCAUCUCUUCUAUGCUCAAUCUGAACAACAAGCAGUUCUCCCAGAUGCUGAAAUCCUCUGUUCCAGCUGAGAUUCAAGAGGAAGACCCUCUGGACUUCUACGACCAUCAUACUGCUCAGAUCGAAAUUGUUCGUGAUGACCGCAGCAUGGAGCAGAUUAUAUUCCCUGUCCACCCCAUCUGUGAGUUCCUGACGGAGGAGUCAAAGUUCCGUGUGUUCAACACCACGGAGCAGGAUGAGCAAGGAAGCAAGGUCACACACUUCUUCGAGCAGACUUCCUUCCUACACAAUGAGAUGGAGUGGCAGAAGAAGCUGCGCAGUAUGCCAGUUCUUUACUGGUUCUCUCGGAGAAUGACACUGUGGGGCACCAUCUCUUUCAACCUGGCUGUUUUCGUCAACCUCAUCAUCGCCUUCUUCUACCCAUAUGAUUCUGGUCAAAGUGCCAUUGAUUCUUCAAUGUUGUUAAUGCUGUUCUGGUGCUUUGCUGGACUGUCGAUUUUGGGUCUGUUCUCUCAGCGCUAUGGACUCCAGCCCCUCACCCUUGCUAUCAUCCUCCGCUUCAUCUACCACUUUGGCAUCGGUCCCACUCUCAUUCUGCUCGGAACUCUCAACCUGAUCAAUAAGAUUGUGUUCGUGGUGAGCUUUGUGGGUAAUAAUGGCACGUUUAUCAUGGGUUACAAAGCCAUGGUGAUGGAUAUGGAGUUUCUCUACCAUCUGGCCUAUGUGUUUACUAGCACACUGGGGCUGUGUGUCAACGAGCUCUUCUACAGCAUACUGCUGUUUGACUUGAUUUAUCGAGAGGAAACACUUUUCAACGUUAUCAAGAGUGUGACACGCAAUGGGCGCUCCAUCCUCCUCACUGCAGUGUUGGCCAUUAUCCUGGUCUAUCUGUUCUCCAUUGUGGGUUUCCUCUACCUCAGAGAUGACUUCAUCAUGGAGGUGGACUAUCUGUCUAAUAGCAACACAGCUUCUGAAAGUACUGUUGGCAGCUGCAGUGCAGAUAGAACAGACUGCACUGAAGAGACUGGACUUCUAGCACCAUCACAAGAAGAGGAAGAUAAUACAGAGCGUGCAUGUGACACUCUGCUGAUGUGUAUUGUCACUGUGCUGAACCAUGGGCUACGAAAUGGAGGAGGAGUAGGAGACGUCCUGCGCAGACCCUCAAAAAAUGAGACUCUGUUUCCAGCACGAGUGGUGUAUGAUCUUCUCUUCUACUUCAUCGUCAUCAUCAUCGUACUGAACUUGAUCUUCGGUGUGAUCAUUGACACCUUUGCUGACCUGCGUAGUGAGAAGCAAAAGAAAGAGGAAAUCCUAAAGACCACUUGCUUCAUCUGUGGUCUUGAGCGGGACAAGUUUGACAAUAAGACGGUGUCUUUUGAAGAGCACAUUAAGUUGGAGCACAACAUCUGGAACUACCUUUACUUCAUUGUGCUGCUGCAAGAGAAGAACAAAACAGACUACACUGGUCCAGAGAGCUAUGUGUCUCAUAUGAUAAAAAACAAGAACCUGGAUUGGUUUCCGCGCAUGCAGGCCAUGUCUCUGGUGGUGACUGAUGGGGAUGGGGAGCAAAAUGAGAUGAGGAACCUGCAGGACAGGCUUGCGGCCACCAUGAAAGUGGUCACUCAGCUUACCAGCCAGCUUGCAGAGCUGAAAGAACAGAUGACAGAGCAGAGGAAAAGGAGACAGAGGAUGGGCUUUGUGGAUGUUCAAGCAGGCUCCAAUGCCUCCCUGCCCCCCAGUGCAGCUGGAGGAAACCACCAGAUCUACAAAUCCUAAUACUCACACUGGCUUCUCACAAAUGAGCAUGUGCACCUUUAGUUCUACCCCCAGUAAAAAUGUGAUGCUGAAAAGCUGACAUGUAUAUAUUUGGCUGAUGGGUUUACAGUUGGUGUAUUUUACUGGUUUACAAAUAUUUCCGAAUGUAUGAGGUGAUCAGGUUAACUUUCAGUUGGUAGCACUGAAUGAGAUAUAACGUUACAGGUUUUAUGAUAAAGUAAAAGAGUUUAGCAUGUCCAUGUAGGAAGGGUGUUUUUUGUUUUGCUUAUUUUAAAGGGAAAAAACAUAAUAUAUUUUAAUGUAAUUUUUACUGAUUAACUUGUGUGUGCUUUAAGAAGACCAAGUAAUCACCACACACCAGUAGGUGUGUUCACUAUACUUGAUGUGAAAAGCUGAAGUGCCUAAAGCUACAAAAAUAUGUACUUCUUUGGCAAAUUAAGUGAUUUAACUGUUUAAGUUCACCCAUAGCACAGUCUUGAGCAAGGGUAACUGCGUGUUACAGAUCUACUUAUACAGUACGCAAUGUACAUAAUCAUUUAUUGUGAGCUUUCUCUUCUUUCUUUAUUGGUAGGGAAAAACUGAAGCUUUGAUUAUAAGGGUUUUUUUUCUAUUUAUUCAGAAUUUAUUUACAUAAAAUCCCUUUCUAAAAAUGCAGGAGGUGUCCAGGGCCUGUAAUGGUCAGUGCUAGUUACCCAGCAGCUCAAAAGAAUGUGUGUAGUCAUGAAGGACUGUCUGUGUUUUGCACUGAAUAAAACUGUGGAAAUUUCA